ACCUCAAAGUGCGGAUAUCUUUAUUUCGUGUAUUCCAGCUAUUCCUCCCGCGCUCCUGGGCCCAUAACCUGUUGAGAGGGCGGCAGUGAGGUAGUGCUGUUUCAAUAAGAGAUACCGGACCUUCUAAUAUGCGCUCUUGUAAUAUAAGUUUAUUUAAGAGAUACUCGUGUACAUGCUCGUGUCUCUGGCAGUACAAGAAGGAUGCCAGCUAUAGGAGGAGGGGGAGGGCGACGACGAUCAGUGUUGCCACCAGCACCGACGUAUAGGAUCAGCCGAGACUUGUAGACCGUUGCGUCCGCUCCAAUAAUAUGUAACAUGCAGCAAAAUAAUUCCUAUUGUAAAUUGUUUAACGAAAACUAUGGAAAAGUCAUUGCCUAAUACGGAAGCUGGUAUAAUUUUACAUCAAAAUAUUCAAAAUCAAAUAUUCAAACGAUUUUACUCAGAAGAAUCAAAUAUUGAAAAAAAUGAAAUCCUUGCAAUAUCGACUAUAUUGGAUCCGCGGUUUAAAAAGCUUCAUUUUCGAAGUUCUCUGUCAGUUUCAAUUACUAUUGAAAAAAUAUGUAAGCUGAUGAGAACUAGUAAAGCUGUAACAGUUGAAUUGGAUAAGCCACAAAAUUUAGUUCCUGUAGUAAAUGAGAACUUUUGGAAUAUUCACGAAGAAUUAGUAACUUCUACCAACCCUACCGAUGAACCUGGAGGUGUUCCUGUCGAACUGAGACAGUUUUUAAAUCAAACUGUUAUUAAAAGAACUGACGAUCCUUUAGCUUAUUGGUAUCAAGUAAAAACGGUAUAUCCAAAUUUAUAUAAAAUAGCUAUUAAGUAUUUAUCUAUCGUUGGUACUUCUGUUCCAAGCGAGCGUGUAUUUAGCAAAGCAGGUAAUAUUUUAACAGAAAAAAGAAACCGUCUGAAUGCUGAAAGACUAUCCAAGUUAAUAUUUUUAAGUUCUUUGAACGAAAUUUACUGGCAGGAAUUCCUUUAA
This is a messenger RNA of Vollenhovia emeryi, 979 nucleotides long. Its product is annotated as zinc finger BED domain-containing protein 4-like. The coding region runs from base 359 to 979 and encodes 206 amino acids. Lineage: Eukaryota; Metazoa; Arthropoda; Insecta; Hymenoptera; Formicidae. The transcript has a single exon. Gene Ontology annotation, molecular function: protein dimerization activity. The record is from RefSeq and is a predicted model, not a curated record.